Messenger RNA from Racocetra fulgida, 173 nucleotides. Lineage: Eukaryota; Fungi; Glomeromycota; Glomeromycetes; Diversisporales; Gigasporaceae. The record is from the annotation of a GenBank genome assembly.
CGAUUGAUCAUUUAAUAGAAGUAAACGAUAAACUAAUUAGAAAGAUAAAAAAAGAAGAUCUAAAGAAACUACAGACUAGAAAUUGUUACUAUUCCCCAAAAGUCUCAGAAACAGAUGAAGAAUCAACAACAAGAAAGGUCGUAAUUUAUGACUUAAAGUGGAGAUCACAAGCU